This is a messenger RNA of Hyphopichia burtonii NRRL Y-1933, 1957 nucleotides long. RefSeq names its product GPI-anchor transamidase subunit. Gene Ontology annotation, biological process: attachment of GPI anchor to protein. The coding region runs from base 87 to 1853 and encodes 588 amino acids. NCBI's taxonomy places the organism in Eukaryota, Fungi, Ascomycota, Pichiomycetes, Serinales, Debaryomycetaceae. The record is from RefSeq and is a predicted model, not a curated record. Gene Ontology annotation, cellular component: GPI-anchor transamidase complex; membrane. The transcript has a single exon.
GGUGUACCGCGAUCUUAUAAUGAUUUUUUUCGUUCAUCUGAAUUUUCAUAACACGUACAGUUUUCAAGGUUGUACUUGAAUAAGCAAUGGCAUUGGCAGAAACGGUACUUAGAAAGGUCCAUAAGUUGGGGCUUAUACCGAAAAUUAUAAGGUUGUUACCGGUGAUUUCAUUAGUAUUGGCAAUCUCAAGUGUAUCAUGGUUAGCCAGCUUACCACUUCAAGGUAAUUAUCGAAAUGUAUAUAUAUCAGAAAAUGCAUUAAUGCCAUCACAAGUUACAUCAUAUUUUAGAGAAAGUGAAUGGAAUAUAGUUAGGGGUUAUAGAACCGAGAUCAGGAAGUUCGAUUUUGACAGAAUUGAAGAAAAUAAUGUAAUAUUGGGUAACUGGUUAACAGAUAUUGGAUUAGAACCAAUGUACCAUAAGAAUAAAUUUGGAGAGGAUACUUUGUAUACUAUAUUGCAUGCACCAAGAGGGGAUGACACUGAGUCAAUGGUGUUAACAGUUCCGUGGUUUACAUCUAAACAUGAAGCUAAUAUUGGAGGAAUCUCAUUAGGGAUAUCAUUGGCUAGAUAUUUCAAUAGAAUGUCAAUUUGGUCAAAGAAUAUAAUAUUUGUAUUCCCGCAGGAUGGACAUGCGUCAUUGAGGUCAUGGGUUGAAGCAUAUCAUACAACGUUAGAUGAGACUGCAGGGUCUAUUGAAGCGGCCCUUGUAAUGGAAUACGCUAGUGAAUCGGAUCAUUUUAAACAUUACUCUAUUAGUUAUGAAGGAUUAAAUGGACAGUUACCUAACUUGGAUUUGAUAAAUACAGUGAAUGAUAUAGGAUAUCAUGAAAAUUUACAUUGUUCUAUUCAAAAAUCGGUCCAUCAAAAUGAUUAUUCAUCAAGAUUGAAAACUUUGGUUAAAGGUAUUAUUCAAUUAACGUUGGCCGGGUUAUCUAAGAGAAAUACUGCUGGAUGUGAAGCUUUUAGUGGAUGGCAAAUACAAGCAAUUACUAUAACCGCCCAUGGGGAUGAAGGAAAUGCCGAUAUAACGCAAUUUGGUAGAAUAGUUGAUUCAACUUUAAGAUCAGUUAAUAAUUUAUUAGAAAAAUUCCAUCAAUCAUUUUUCUUUUAUUUAUUACUUUCAUCCAAGCAUUUUGUAUCAAUUGGAACUUAUUUACCAUCGGCAAUAAUGAUGGCAGUUGCAUUUGCCAUUAGUUCUUUGGGAUGUUUUUUGAAUGGAGCAAGAGAAAUGAACGAAUAUAUAAGUAAAAUUACUAAGAUUCUUUUGAUUUUCACCAUUAUUGAAGUUGGAUGUUUAAUUACAUCAAUCAUAUUACCAAUGGUUGUUAAAUAUACUGAAUCAUCAAUUCAAAUGAUAUUAGGAUUAUCAACAAUCAUAGCAUUAAUCAUUAGUAUGAUACCAAUCUUACCAUUCAAUUUAAAGAAGCUUGAUAAAACCACUAGUUAUGGAUUAAUAGGAGUUUCAUUAUUUUUCAUUUCAAUGUUAAUCACCACUCUAUUAAUUGUUCAUUUUUCAUUAGCCAUGUCAAUUGGGUUAAUUGCAUUACCAUUGACUUUCAUUCAACCUUUGAUUAAUAAUACUAGUCAAUCAAUCAUGAAGAAUAAAUUGAAAAUCGUGGUUAGUUUGAUUAUUUCCAAUCCAUUAUUCAUUAUCUAUCUCACCGGAUUAUGGUAUAUGGAAGAUGGAAGUGUCAUUGAAUUAAUGAGAGGCUUAUUAACUUCUUGGGAUGAACUUCAAUGUUGGACUUGGUUUGUGAUCAUCUUGGGUUGGUUACCCACCUGGAUUGGGGUGGCAUUCGCUGCUUCUUUUGGUAACUUCGUCCUGGUCCCACAAGAAAAGAAAGAUCAGUAAUGUAUACUUAUAACAUAAAUAUAAUAAUCAGUAAAAUUAAUAUAAUCACAACCAUAUAAUAAUCAGUAUAACCAUAUAAUAAUCAGUAUAACCAUAUAAUAAUC